CCGCACCAGAUCCCAGCCACUCUCCUCGCCUUCUAUAAUCCUCCGCGCAAAACCCCAAAAACCCCAACACGCAGAGAGAGUGGUAACUCAGCGUCAUCAACCCAAAAAAGCGCGCGAAAUGCCAGAGCUACCGGAGGUGGAGGCGGCCCGGAGGGCCAUAGAGGAAAACUGCGUCGGGAAGAAGAUCACGAAAGCAAUCGUAGCCGACGACUCCAAAGUCAUCGACGGAGUCUCGCGCGCGGACUUCGAGGCCUCGCUCUUGGGGAAGACCAUCGUCGCCGCCCACCGCAAGGGCAAGAACAUGUGGCUCCAACUCGACUCUCCUCCUUUCCCUUCCUUCCAAUUCGGGAUGGCGGGUGCUGUGUAUAUUAAAGGGGUUGCGGUCACCAAGUACAAGAGGUCUGCUGUGAAGGACACUGAUGAGUGGCCUUCCAAAUAUUCCAAGGUUUUUGUCCAACUGGAUGAUGGUCUGGAGUUCUCGUUCACUGACAAGAGGCGAUUUGCAAGAGUCCGCCUACUUGAAGAUCCAACUUCUGUGCCCCCCAUAUCUGAGCUCGGGCCCGAUGCUCUCUUGGAGCCAAUGACAGUAGAUGAACUUCUUGCAUCAUUAAGCAAGAAGAAAAUAUCAAUUAAGGCUCUAUUGCUUGAUCAGAGCUUUAUAUCAGGAAUUGGCAAUUGGGUUGCUGAUGAAGUACUAUACCAAGCAAGAAUUCAUCCGGAGCAAAGUUCUGCCACCCUGUCCAAAGAAUGUGUUGGAGCCUUACACAAAAGCAUCAAAGAGGUUAUUGAAUAUGCAGUCCAAGUUGACGCUGCAUCUACUCACUUCCCCUGUGAAUGGUUGUUUCAUUUUCGUUGGGGCAAAAGGCCUGGAAAAAUUAAUGUUGAAGUUGGAGCAGAUAGUGAUCAAUAUCCUAGUAAUUGGAUUUUUCAUUCCCGUGAAAAGAAACCGGGAAAGGUGUUGGUUGAUGGGAAGAAGAUUAAUUUUAUCACGGUUGGUGGCAGGACUUCAGCUUUUGUACCAGAGCUUCAGAAGUUAACUGGAAAUCAAGCUGCCAAAGCAGGAAGUAAACGAACUAAUAAGAGUAUUGAUGAUGUCGAUGAAGAAGCAAGUGAUGAAGAAGUCAAGGGAACUACCAAAUCUAAGAAAGGUAGGAAGCCUGGAGGUCAGGCCAAGAGGUCUGCUGUGAAAAGAAAAUCUAAAGACAGUGAUGAUGAAGACAAUGACAAUGAUGAUUCUGCUGAUGAUGUCGAUCAUGAAGACAGUGAUGAUGAUGCUGAUGAAGAUCGAAAGAACAAAACAAGAAAGGUGACAACUAGUAAGCAAUCCAAGGCAGGGACGACAUCAAAGAAAAAGGUGCAGACCAGUCAAAAUAGUAAACCAAAGAAGAGAGCGAAGUAGAUUCUGACUUUAGUUCCUAGCCCAGUCAUGUGUUUCUGAAAAAUGGGUGCACGACUGCAUUCAGGUUUGGUAACUCCAGCUAGUAGUAAGCAAUUUUUGACAUGAAACUGGGCUUAAUUCCAACUAUAUGGAUAAACUAAUGACUUCCAUUAUGUAUUAUAUGCUAAACUGUGGUCGGAAAUAUGCAUUUAUCUCUUUGUUUCUA
Rosa chinensis is the source of this 1604-nucleotide messenger RNA. RefSeq names its product formamidopyrimidine-DNA glycosylase. Gene Ontology annotation, biological process: base-excision repair. Gene Ontology annotation, molecular function: damaged DNA binding; DNA-(apurinic or apyrimidinic site) endonuclease activity; zinc ion binding. NCBI's taxonomy places the organism in Eukaryota, Viridiplantae, Streptophyta, Magnoliopsida, Rosales, Rosaceae. The record is from RefSeq and is a predicted model, not a curated record. The coding region runs from base 119 to 1399 and encodes 426 amino acids. Gene Ontology annotation, cellular component: nucleus. The transcript is spliced from 11 exons.